This is a messenger RNA of Anarrhichthys ocellatus (wolf-eel), 7375 nucleotides long. It is a transcript of the gene tbc1d4, whose product is annotated as TBC1 domain family, member 4. The coding region runs from base 667 to 4437 and encodes 1256 amino acids. Lineage: Eukaryota; Metazoa; Chordata; Actinopteri; Perciformes; Anarhichadidae. The transcript has 24 exons. The record is from RefSeq and is a predicted model, not a curated record.
UCAACGCGCACACAGCCGCUCCGCCUUACGAGGCGUUGUGGAAGAAAGGAUCACAGACCGGGAGGCGAUAAACAAGCAUGCGAUGCAUGUAUGUUUUUUAGAAAGGGAAAGAGAAACAUAGCGACCACGAUGGCUAAGCUUCAGCGUAAUAGGAUUCCGGGGUCGGGUCUGUAAUGCGCCGUCCCGUUGUGCGCUCAGGAGCAGCUUCCAAGAAAUCAGAUUUCUCUGGGCGACUUGUGUUUACACAGGAGCCAUCCACAGCCACGUUUUAAAGCACGCAAGCGAGCUCGUGCUGGGACAGUACGGAACUGUUCUGGCGUUUCGAGUCGCUGCAAACAGUGGAGGACCGGAGCAGAGAGAGACACGCUGCAAAACACGCCACCAUAUAAAUAUAUCAAUUGACGUGACAUUGGAUGUGUGAUUUUUGGAUGACAUGCAGCUGAUCGACGGGCCGAGCACAUGUGCGUGUAGCAAAUCGCUUGGUUGCGUGCAACUUUUUGCCGUGGAUGCGGACAGGGAAACUGUUGCAAACUAACCACAACUACGCCCCGGCCUCGGUUGCAGGGGAUGGUACAUCUGGAUCGUUUAUUUAUUUUGUUAAAGUAGUCUUUUAGUACCCCGCGUCACUGUCAACGAGAUCGACCGAAAGUCCCGCCGGGGGUCGACAUGGAGAGUCCGGAUGAGAGGGAGACCAGUCCUCCAAAGUCGGACAGGAGGUUCGCCCUGACGUACGUCGGCUGGUCCUCGCUCGACAGGCGGACCACCCUGCCCAUGCUGCCGUGGCUGGUGGCGGAGAUCCGCAGGAGGAGCGAGAGGGGCGACUGCGGCCCCGCGGUGCAGCCGAGGGAAGUUCAGCUGGUCCUCAACCCCCCGUUCGUCCGGUGCGUCCCCUCCAACAGCAACUGCUCGUCGGUGUUCAUAUUCGAGCACAAGGCGCAGCUCGUCUCGCGCUUCAUACACAACAGCAACGACCUCACCUACUUCGCCUAUCUCACGCGGGGCCAGCCCGACAACCCCGAGUCCGAGAUGUCCUGUCACGUCUUCCGGGCCAACGACCCCAACCAGGUCCCUGAGGUGAUCAGCAGCAUUCGCCAAGUGUCCAAAUCAGCCUUAAAGGAAGACGCCAAGCCCAAACAGGAAGCCGACGAGGCCUUCUACAACUCCCAGAAGUUUGAAGUGCUUUACUGUGGCAAGGUGACAGUUCUGCUCAAAAAGGCUCCUGCCACCCUCAUCGAUGACUGCAUCGACAAGUUUCGUCUGCAUGAGGUCGAGCGCAAGCGCCUGCGACUGGUCAGCGGCCGGCAAGGGUCCACAGAGGGUGCCCCCGUGGAGUUACUCAUUGGGGGAGAAGGAGACCCCCUCUCCUCUGCUCUGGAUGAGAGUAUAGAAUACACGGAAGGCCCCGGAGUGGAGGACAUGACUGGAGGUGGAGGUAAAAGCCUGUCUAACAGUGCCAGUCAGAGCAGCCUGCGGGGAGCGUUCCCCGAGUGCAUCCUGGAGGACUCCGGGUUCGAGGAGCCCCAAGAGUUCCGUACGCGCUGCAGCAGCCUGGCCGGGAGCCUGCAUAGGAAGCCGGGGGAAGGCGUCAUCUUGGGCCCUGUGCGGCGCAGACACUCGAGCGCUCCGAACCACGUUCAGCCGUCUGACUCGGACAAGAACCGCACCAUGCUCUUCCAGGUCGGGCGUUUUGAAGUGAAUCUCAUAAGUCCGGACAGUAAAACAGUGGUGCUGGAGAAAAACUUCAAAGAUAUCUCAUCGUGCUGUCAGGGUGUCAAGCAGUCCGACCAUUUUGGAUUCAUCGGUCGCGACCAGUCCGAGGCUGGUCCCAGUCAGUAUGUGUGCUAUGUUUUCCAGUGUGCCAGCGAGUCGCUGGUGGAUGAGGUGAUGCUGACCCUGAAGCAGGCCUUCACGACAGCAGCGGCAUUGCAGAGCAACAAGACCCCGAUCCAGCUAUGUGAAGCCUGCCCCAUGCAUGACCUGCACAAGCUCUGCGAGCGGAUCGAAGGUCUCUACCCACCCAGAGCAAAGCUAGCUAUCCAAAAAUAUCUCUCCCAGCUGACUGACAAUGAGCAGGCAGAUAUUUUUGAGCGAGUUCAGAGACUGAAGCCCGGGUCGGACCAAGAGGAGAACGAGCUGGUGGUUCUCCAUCUGAGGCAGCUCUGUGGAACCAAACAGAAGAGUCACCUCCACAUCGGAGAGGCCCCGCAGAAUGCAUCAAACAGCUCAUCGGCAGGAGACGGCACGGCCGCCAGCAGUCGCUUCAAACUCGACAUCCUCAAGAAUAAAGCUCGCACCUCGCUCACCAGCUCCCUGGAGAACAUCUUCGCAAGGGGUGCCAGCCGGAUGCGGGGCCGUUUGGGAAGCAUGGGAAGCAUCAGCAGUUUCGAAAGGCAGGAUGAGGAAUCGCCCGGUCACUCCCCUCCGGGCUCCCCUCCCGCUUUCCCCGACGACGGCGAUGGCGACCCGGAAGCCGGCCUGCAGUUCCGCCGGCGUGCCCACACCUUCAGCCAUCCACCUGUGAAGAAACGCAUCUCCUUCGAGAGCCAGCCGGCCGCCCUGAGCAGACAGCCUCCGCUGCGCAGACAGCAGUCUGUUAACCCCGAGCUGCUGCAGAGCAGUCCCGUGGCCGUCUCGAGAACGCGCAGCGUCUCGGAGAGCGAGUCCACCUUCGGCCUCCCCUCCUCCUUCUCUGCCCCCACUUUCCUGAAAAGCAUUUACCAGGGCUCCCUGAGCUCCCUGGCAGACAGCGGGAGCCUCAAGAGCAAUGGGGAAGGCAGGAAGAGGACCCUGUCCACCUGCAGCGGAGACUCGGUGAGUGGGGGCCUCCCUCCGACCCCACGCAGGGUCUCCUGGAGACAGAAGAUCUUCCUGAGGGUCGCCUCGCCCAUGAACAGGCAGCCCGCCUCGAUGCAGCACCCAGACUACUGUGACGGCAGGGAGCUGUUGCCCCUCUCUCCUCGCGGUGCGGGCUCAGGUCUGGACCCUCUGGGGCGUCUGCUGCUGGAGGGCGACCCCCUGUCCGGGGAGAGGCCUAAAAGGACGGGGGCUGACUACCGGGCCCUCUGGAAGACGGCCAUCCACCAGCAGAUCCUGCUGCUGCGCAUGGAAAAUGAGAACCAGAGACUGGAGGAAGCAAGCAGGGAUGAGCUGCACAUCCGCAAGGUGAAGCUGAACUACCAGGAAGUGGGCCAGUGCUCCAAAGAAGCGCAGGCAUUGUGGGAGAGAAAGCUGUCUGCCCCAGGCAGAACGACGGUCCCACAGGACAAGGAGGAGAUGUGUCGCGCUCUCCACCAAGGUGUUCCUAAGAGCAGGCGUGGGGAGGUCUGGCUCCUCCUUUCCCAGCAGCACCGGCUGCGUCACAGGCUGCCCCAGCGCCAGCAAGCCCCGGACACCCCCUACCAAGACCUGCUGAAGCAGCUCACCGCGCAGCAGCAUUCUAUUCUGGUGGAUCUAGGCCGGACCUUCCCCACCCACCAGUACUUCUCAGCCCAGCUGGGUGCAGGGCAGCUGUCUCUCUACAACCUCCUGAAAGCCUAUUCUCUGCUGGAUACGGAGGUCGGCUACUGCCAGGGCAUCAGCUUUGUGGCCGGAGUGCUGCUGCUGCACAUGAGCGAAGAACAGGCCUUUGACAUGCUGACGUUCCUCAUGUACGACCUCGGCAUCAGGCAGCAGUUCAGACCCGACAUGGUGUCUCUCCAGGUUCAGAUGUACCAGCUCUCCAGACUGUUGCACGACUACCACCGCGACCUGUACAACCACUUGGAGGAGCACGAGAUCGGCCCGAGCCUCUACGCGGCGCCAUGGUUCCUCACCCUUUUCGCCUCACAGUUCCCGCUCAACUUCGUGUCCCGCGUCUUUGAUUUCAUAUUUGUCCAAGGGACCGGGGUGAUCUUCAAAGUGGCUCUCUGUCUGCUGAGCAGCCAUGAGGGGGAGAUAGUGGAGUGUGACAGCUUCGAGAGCAUCGUGGACUAUCUGAAAACUACACUUCCCGCCCUCACUCAGACCCAGAUGGAGCAGACCAUUGCCAAGGUAAUGGAGAUGGAUAUCUCCAAGCAGCUGCACGCGUACGAGGUGGAGUACCACGUCCUGCAGGAUGAGAUGUUAGAAGCCGGGCCGCUGCCCGAUGACUCCGACCGGCUCGACAAACUAGAGAAGACCAAUGUGCAGCUGAAGAAACAGAACAUGGACCUUCUGGAGAAACUUCAGGCAGCGCGGCAGAAGAUCCAGUCGCUGGAGACGAGCGUGGAGAACUUCCUGUCUCGGGAGAGCAAAAUGAAGCACGUGAUUCGCUCUCUGGAGCAGGAGAGGGCAGCUCACCAGAAGACCAUCGAACGCAUGCGCUCGUGCCUUCCCCCUGACGCCCUGACAGAUGUGGAGAUGACCCAGAUCAAAACGGGACCCAACGGGAAAGCCAAAACUGCAGCCAAGAAGCCUUGAUGGCGAGCAGGGUGAGGGGGGGGGUGCAGAGACUGAAGUGAACAAACACAGACUGCUUCAGUGGGGAAGCUGCUGAGCUCCAAGGCUAUUGUUGUACAGCUGCACAAACGUGGCAGGCUUUUGUAAGUGUGUGACGUGUGGAAUUUGUACGGGAAAUAUCUACGUGGUGUUCCUCAGCAUGCGAUAGAGCAGUGGGAGGAUGGUUUCAGUCGUACAUUAGCGAAACAGACUGCUUCCAAUCGGUGCGUCAAAAGCUGCCUCUCCGUUUCACUGGCAGUCUGAAAGGUGAGAUCAAGAUGCACAACAUCCUCCCUUUUUCAGAUUUUUUUUUUUUAUGAGUAAUCACGUGGGGGGUUUUCUAGUUUGACACAAGUGAGAGACUCGUGUCUGCCUCUGCAAAUCUUUUUUUAAAGCCGCAUUGAUGUAUUUGCUACCGGUCUCUGUAGCACCACAAAAGCAGUUAAAAGAAGUUACCUGUUGGCAAACAAUCCUUUGGACCUCAGGUUCAGCCUAUAGCCAUUGUGUGUGUGUGUGUGUGUGUGUGUGUGUGUGUGUGUGUGUGUGUGUGUGUGUGUGUGUGUGUGUCUUAAGGGCAUCAGUAAUUUCCUUGUGAAUGUAAUUUCCCUCCAAAGAUCUGUAGUUCUGUUGUUUGCUUGUUUUCCACAACAGAGAAACCUGAUGUUUUUGCAACAUUAGGCUUUUUAAACCUUUAGCAGACAUAUACGUUAUCUGGGCGCUCAUCGCUCGGCACCACACCACUGCCUUCACGUGAGAGAGAUCUUUUAAUACGUGCCCUUGCGAGGAGCAAAGCGCUUCGUCCAAAUCUCAAGGGCAGGAUGUGAGGUUGUCUGCCUUCUCGGUUUCCUGUGAGUGUGACCACGGGGUUGCCUCGUUUUAGCGCUGCUGUUCAGACGCCGAGGCCGGAGGUUCACGCUCCCCUGAGAGGUGAAGAAAAAAAACAGACUGAGGUAGAGGAGUGAUCUGAAUGAACAUCACACAAGCUUCUCCAUGACUUUUUUUUUUUUUUGGUCAGCCCCAGUGUUUGACAAAACUGGCAACGCCCUCUCUUCCUGUAGCUCUUGAAGAUGGGACUGCUAGCAUCUAGAUAGUGUUGAUCGGCCCAAGGUGGCAGUUGCCUUUGCUUUUUGGUCACACAGCCGAUUCGAUGUUUGCAGCAAAAGUGUUUAGGUGAGUAGAGAGAGACCACAAAGGAUACAAGAGGAACUUAAAUUCAGUUCCCUUUUUUGAGUAUGGUCGAGUCUCUCCCGAUGCUGCUUAAUGUAUACAGUACAUGCACACACACUUGCAUGUAAACAAGCUGUGCGGUGAACUGUUUGACUGCAUGGGCAGACGGUUCAGAUGAGUGCAACGUCCGUCCCUGGCUCCCUCCUCAGUUUAGUUUUCCUCCCACCUCUGUGUCUGACUCACCAUCGCCAAUUCUGAUUGAAAGCAAAAUAUGCCUGGGCUUCACUCCGCUUUCAUAAAAACACCCUUCCAUUAAACACCAAGGUGAUGUAUUAUCACGGGGAAAGGCACUUUCCAACGGUGUCUGUCAGUCUUCCUGCCCUGGGUGACACGUGGUGGUGACACAUGUUGGUGUCCUUGUAAUGUUUCUAUUCUCAAACUUUAGCCCAAGCAGACGUAGCCUUGGGCAUACAAUGCGAUACGUCUGUGUUCAGCAAUCCGGUGCGUUUGCAUGCACCCGGAGGCACUUGCCUAUAUUUUUCAUGCCGAGUUACAGGAACUACAGUUCCUUACAUGAAAAGUUUGAUAUGGUGAUGUAUUCUCCCUGUCACGGUGAAAUGUUCUUGUGGUGAUCGAGGUGACGAUGGUGAUGCACCAAUGAAUAUUAGAGAAAUAGUCUCCUCUGAACGGUCAAACAACUCAUUUUGAAAUCUGUGGAAGGAUACGUAGGACGCAGCCCUACACAGCUGUCCUUUUGCUGGUGUUUUCCUCAUCUACAGUAUUUGUGCAGAAUAUAAAUAUACCUUUGAACCAAAGAUGUGAUUGCUUUAAAAAAAAUAAAUAAAUAAUGAAUGAAUGAAAAUUGAAUGAUUUCAUCCAAAAUGUUGUGGUGCAUUAUGUAUAUGUAUAUUUUAAAUAUAACAUUCUUUUGUCACUACACUUUUGCAGCUUUCUUCUGGUUUAUAUUAAGACAAAAGCUUGAAAAGAUACCAAAUAUUGGCAGUAAAAACUUGAAUAAAAAAAAGACAGUUGGCCGACUUGUUUACUCACUGUAUUCCUUUGUGCCAAAAAAUAAAUGAUGGCCUUUUAAUCUCCAUUAAUCGGAGAUAUGAGACCAUUUUGAUAAUAUCCAAUGUGGUCAGCAAAGAUUGUUUAUUUUACAUCAGGUGCUGGGAGUCCUGGCUACUAAAUAGCGCUUGUAUCGCCGUGUUGUAAGGAAAGACACUUAAUAAUUGAUGGGGGUUGUUUUUUUUCUGUCGACACGAGGGCUACGCAAAAAGACAGUCAUGAAUUCUUCAAUAAACUUCACCUUGCCUUGUUUUCUGUCUACUCAUGUCUGAAUGUCUUCCCUGCUCAGAAAAGCUCUCAUAAAGAAGUCAUGUUCCUUUCCUGCUCUACAAGGUAGCACUUCAAGAGUAGGACGUAGCCUCUAGCUGAAAUGGUUUGUGUGUGUAGACGUAUUACUGCGUAAAAAAAAAGGCCAAGGUAGGCUCCGACAGUUUUAGAGAGUCUAUAUGAAGACCUUUCAAGAGUUGUACUUUUGUUAAGGCCUUGGGCAAAGAGAACUACAGGUCUCCAGUGGGGGAAAAAAAUAAAAAUACUCUGUGAAAUUGUACCCUUUACAAAGAGCCUGAAACAUUCAACCAACUGUACAUUUCUGAAUUAGUCAUAUUGUAGUGAAUGAAAUAAAUGCUCUGCUUGUCAGUUCACUGAAUUAAAUGAAGAUGUUUGUAGUCAUUCCCAACCAAUGCUG